UUUUGUGGAACAUUUCUGAGAUCUUUUAUUUCCGCUCAUAAAACAUGGAACCAACACUUUACAUGUUGCAUUCAUAUUUAGUCAUCAUGCUAGAAUUUAGCAACAUAACAAAAUGUUGCUAGACUGCGGCACGGUAAACAUUGGGUACAUUACGGUAAUCAUACAGCCAAUCACGCAGAGAGAAGCUGUCAAUCUGCCCUUCUAAAAAUGGCGUUGUCCUGUGCGGCGGUGUGCCGCCGUUUCUUUGUGGAUUUGUACGGAAUCAGAACUAAUAGGGUUACAGUUAUAUACUCCUCUUUCACGGCCACCUCUGGAGCAAGACUGCCCUUGUACAGACACUACUCAUCCCCCAAAUCCAGGCUAGGGAUUGGCCUGCAAAUUGUGUCGAGGCUGCAAGGGGCCAAUGCCAAAUAUGAACAAUUCCUUCAAAGAUAUUUUCCUCGUUUUUAUGUUCUCUAUCACACUUUCACGAAAGGUAUUCAACUCCUUUUGCAAGAUGCCAAAGAGGUGACAGUGAUAAAAACAAGGAUGCGCACCAACAGUGUCGAAGUCCAGGACUUACCCUAUCGUGAUAUGGAGAAACUCAGGCAGUUUCGCAGAGACAUGAUCAAAGCCAUUCCGCUGCUGUUAAUUUCUAUUCCUCCAUUUGCCAACUACUUGGUUUUUGUCCUAAUGUACCUUUUCCCCCGCCAGCUCCUGAUCCGCCACUUCUGGACCCCCCAGCAGCAGACUGAGUUCCAGGGAUUGAACCAUUCCCACAGGGCCCAGCACCACUGGGCUGUGCUGAAGGGGCUUGAGAGUGCAGGUUCACAUGUCAAAGAUGGCCGCCUAAAGAUCAGCCUACUAGACCUCUGCAGCAAGGUGCAAAGUGGGGUACACCCUAACAUAUCUGACAUCCAGGCGAUUCGAGGCUUGUUUUCUGGAGCUCCCCUGAGUAUCAAAAGAAUAAAUGCAAAUCAGAUGAGGCAACUCUGUCCCCUGUUCUUCCUGACUCCCCGCCUCCCAACUCCCAUGAUUGGCACUCGACUGAACAGCCACGCCAUAGAGCUGCUACAGCUGGACCGUGCUCUCAGCAGACAUGGCCUGCACCAGUUGGAUGACUCUGAGCUGAGACAGGCCUGCUAUGUCAGGGGGCUUGAUUCUGGCAGUCUCAGCAUCAACCAGUGUCAGGAAUGGCUUUCACAGUGGCUCCAGUUCUCCUCUCACCUGAAAGGGUCAGAGGUGUCCCUGCUUGUGCACAGUAUGGUCUUGCUCUCUGCCAACUACCCAAAGCCCUCCCACCAUUGACAGGAAGGAACAAGGAGUGAUCUGCCACUUCCAUUAAUUCAGCCAUCUCUCACCAUGCUGGGCAGGGUAACUUUUCCAUGGGGUGCCAACAGAAGAGAUGCUAAGCUUUACAACUUGCUUUUAGAAGGACAAAGUGAUUACUUGUGGAUGUGGUGAAGGAAAUGUGAUUACAUAGCAACUGUUGCAAUAUCUUGAACUAGUCAAUGUUUUCAGGCUCAAUCAAAUCAGUUGUCAAGUGCACAGGAUACAGCAGGUGUAAAUGGUACAGGGAAACACUUACUCGCAAUCUCUGCUCAAGUGCAGUACUCAGCCUCGAAUGUCAUUUUGUUUACUUGUAAAGCUGAUGUUUUGACAUAAGAUGUGGAGCAUGGGGGGGGGGGGGGGGGGGGGGUCAAUCUUAUGUUAAGCUAACCAUAUUAACAGGUUACAUUUUGAAAAAUAGAUUGCAGACAUUCCAACCCACACCUACUACAUAGCCUUCUGAGAGCAUAUGGUGUCAUUUUACUGGCCAUAGUACUGUACCAGCAUAACCCCCUCUAAGUAUGCUUUUUAGAUUGGGGAAGAGCAACUUUGAGAGUCAAGUAGAUAGAAUGUUGUUACAUGCAGUAAGGUGACACGAUCUCAAGACACUGGGGAAUGCCAUUCAGCAGAUGCUUUAAUCAAAAGCGAUUUAGUCAUGUGGUCCUGGGAAUUUAACCCGCUAUAAAAGGACACUGCAAUUCAACAGGCCUUUAACAUGUUUCAGUUGUGACAGCACUCUUUACUUGAUCAGGAAUGCAUUUAAUUUAGGUGAAACCUUUCUACCAACAGUCGAGUAAUUGCACAGCUACAGUGCUGUUAAUGUUUCUUUACCUGGAAAUACCCUCAUGUGCCUUGCUGCAAUCAAAUUGAAAUGGGGUGGUUCGAAGUUGCCAAUAAGGUUCUCAUACCAAAUAUGCAAACUAAUGUUCUUACUCUACUUGUUCAAUUCCUUUAGAUUGUUUUGAAAUCAGUUCUGGUGUGAUUGGUGUCAAAUAAAAUGUACUAUCUGAAAUACUUA
Molecule: messenger RNA, 2326 nt
Organism: Salvelinus fontinalis (brook trout)
Lineage: Eukaryota; Metazoa; Chordata; Actinopteri; Salmoniformes; Salmonidae
Product: LETM1 domain-containing protein 1-like
Exons: 9
Coding region: 208-1287 (359 amino acids)
Biological process (GO): intracellular monoatomic cation homeostasis
Cellular component (GO): mitochondrial inner membrane
Molecular function (GO): ribosome binding
Source: RefSeq, a predicted model, not a curated record